Messenger RNA from Drosophila willistoni, 4042 nucleotides. RefSeq lists its product as uncharacterized. Gene Ontology annotation, biological process: regulation of proteolysis; proteasome-mediated ubiquitin-dependent protein catabolic process. Gene Ontology annotation, molecular function: ubiquitin protein ligase binding. The record is from RefSeq and is a predicted model, not a curated record. Gene Ontology annotation, cellular component: cytoplasm; nucleus. The transcript is spliced from 13 exons. The coding region runs from base 379 to 3687 and encodes 1102 amino acids. NCBI's taxonomy places the organism in Eukaryota, Metazoa, Arthropoda, Insecta, Diptera, Drosophilidae.
CAGAAAUACAAAAAAAAGAAGAAUAAAAAUCAAGUUGGUCGAAACACAAACGUCAAGUGAAGAAAUCAAAAUUAGCUUUUAAUUGAACAAAGUAACUUAAAAACUUCAGCUACAACCUAAAAGUAUGCAAUGGAUUGUGAAAAGAUAUCGCGAAAAUUGCGAAAAACUGGAAAAACUCUGUAUUAAAAUAAGUGCACUGUGAAAAUUCUCCCACACAACACACUCGCCAACACAGUCACACACACACACACACACACACACACACACACACACACAGAAGGCGGAGGCGCGCGCAUGUAAACCUAUGUAUACAUGGACAAAAUGCAAUUUUCAUUUUAAAUCACAACAACAAUAACAACAGGAUCAGCAACAAUAGCAAUGUCGCUGGAGCACACUUUCCUUGGUACUUGGGAGAUUGUCUGCUGCACAUUUGAGGGCAAACGGGAGCUAUCCGGUUUGGAGGGCAUAAAAUUUCGCCUUGAUGACACUAGCGAUAUAACCUGGUAUAAUGAUCUGGUUAGUCCAGUUCCUGAAACAAAAGACUGCGGCACUUGCUGUGAUUCGGCAAGUGUAUUAUUUAGUUGUGAGACCUUCGAUGUGCAUGAAACGAAUCCCCGUUUGGUAUUUGGCGCCUUUGCCGGUCACAGUAUUGAAUUUAGUACUAACACCUUGACACCGACUGAGACCUUAGUGCUAAGCUGUGAGAAUUGGUAUGCCGUGGAAUGCAAACGUCUACAGGAUGGCCAAGCCGCUGGCCAGGAGAAGCAAUUCACCUUUGGCGAGGCACUGCAGGAAACGUAUUUUAGUGAUGUGGUAGUAAAAAGUGGCAGUGGCUUUGAGUUUGCAUUGCAUGCAUCGAUUUUACGUUUGAAUGGCUUCGAUUGUAGUAUGUGUGCGAAUAGUGCACCCUCAUUGGCAACUUCCACACAGCAGCAGCAGCAACAACAACAACAACAACUACGUGCCACACCCACAAAAGCUACAAAUAAUUUAACCAUUACACCACAAUCCAUUCGAAUAUCUGUGGCAAGCGCUUCAGUUGGUGGCGAUAUUGAACAGAAAAUCUCAUUGCCACGUUUGAAUCUUUCACCCAUUUACCUGCAGCCGCCCAGUGAUUUUCAAUUGGGCUCGAGACCCGCACUUGGCCAUCAAUUUAGCAGCAGUUUCAAUUGCCUGAGCAAUGGCAACACCCAGGAGCGGCAUCAGGCAGAAAUGGAUGGCAUAAUGGGCGAUCAUCGAGGUUUACUCAGCGUGGAAACGGGAAGCGGCAGCAGUCUGCGUUGCCACUCCGAUUCCCACUUGGAAACUGGUGCCCAGCAGCAGACGUCGCAUUGCAAGAACAUAUUCAACUUCUGUCAGGAUUUGAUGCUGCAACAACAGCAGCAGCAGACGAGCCUACAAGCCGCCACUCCGCUGGCUCCAUCAACAAUGGGACUAGCCGUUUGCAAUACCAGACGCCCGCCCUUGUCACCGUAUCGGGCACGCAGUCCCUCACCCUUUCCUAGCUCAUUGGAUACACCGCCCUCAUCACCAUUAACCCCAGUCGGAGUGCUAUAUAAUUUACCCACAUUUCUAUUAACACCGAUACUCCAUUGGCUCUAUACGGAAUCAUUGUUGCCCGAUCUCGAUGAGGAUGUAUGCGAGAAGCUGAUCAAUUUUGCUGAGACUCAACCCUCGCUGACCAAAUUGGUGGAACCUACGCGCAAGUACCUGAGAUUAAUGCGACUUAAGAAAUUUGUUGUCAAUGUCACGAUGGAUUUGCAUGGCAUUCUCAAUCGUGUGAUACAGUGCAUCAAUCCCGUCAGUAUAUCCCAUGAACCUGCCCAACUAUAUGCCACAUUUCAGGAUGCAUUAAGAGAAUGCGCCAUCGGCUGCGCAAAAGUCUUACAAUUUUGUAAUAUUUUCAUCAAAGAUGCCAGUCAUAUGGCACGGUAUCAGAAAAAUGAAAUAGUUAAAUAUGUUCGAACCCGUAUACCAAUAUUCAUGUCACAAAUGCAGCAACUACUUCGCAAUGUGCUUGGCGUUUUUGUGGGCCUAAGUGUAGAUGAGAAGGCCGAUUUAGUAAACUAUCUAGUACCUGAGAUUGAAUCCACUUUAUUGAUUUUGACCGCUGUGAUAGAGGAAAUCAAAAACUCUUUGGAAACCAUGUGUAAGGAUCUAAAGUGCUCGCACUUGGACUUGUCGAUGCAACAGCAGCAAUCGGAUGAUGCCAUUGCCAAGCAGCUGCAACUUGUCGAUACAGGCGGCGGCGGUGUUGGGGGAGUGGCCAUACGACCACGUCGUGGCCCACCGGUGGGCCUGACGCUCUACGACAAUCCGACGGAUAAGCAGCGACUGAGUUCCACCGAGAAUGAUCUCAAAUUCGUUCUCUAUAUGUAUGAAGUGAGGAAAAUGCGUGAUAUCUAUGGACGGAUUGCAGCUGCCUUGGAUAUCAUUAAGAACAAAAAAAAACAUUUUUGUGAGAUGGAUUUUCUAAGCAAACGAAGUACAAUUAAUCAAAAUCUUGAGCAGCUAAUUGUGGAUAUACCCGCUUAUAUAUUUAUUGUGGAGAAUUUAUCGGAUCGUUUGGACGAUAAACUUGGCUGGAAAGAGUUUAAAUUCUGUUUCAAAUUGGCAACAAGUCAAAUAAAUGGAGUUAUUGUCAAACUGUUGGAUCACAAGUCAGCCCUACGCGAGGCGAUUAGCCAAAUUUGUACAUUGGUACGCAAACAGGAGUUCACACAAUCGCUGAUUGAGCUGGGGCUCUUGGAGGCCUCGAAUCGUCUGCAGCAUGAUCUCAAGGUGGCCGAUCAUGAGAAUAAUCUGGGCUUGGGUGUCAGCGAUGCUGAAACUAUGUGCAUUGAUCGAAAGCACUACUAUGACUACAAGAACAUCAAGCUGAACCUCAUCCGACAUCUGUGUGAGCCUCCCAUUGCGGCUAAUAGUAAUCUAUCGAAGAAUGCUUUGCGCCUACUGCACUCGGCUCAAUUUGCCGAUAUGGAAUUCGAAGUGCAUACUUAUGCCCCAACUGCAGCCAGUGCAGAGGUCCUAGAGGCGGAGACACAAACCCAGGCGCAGACACAGUCAGAGGGGGCAGCCCAUUCAUCUACAGGUCCAACAACUGUGGCACUGCAAGUGCAUAGUUUUAAGGCCCAUCGCGUCAUAGUCGCUGCCCGCUGUGAAUGGUUCAAGAAGGCACUGAUGUCCGGCAUGCAGGAAUCGAUCAAUCGGAAAGUUAUCAUUACAGACACAUCGCCAGUGAUAUUUCGACGUCUGCUUCUGUAUCUCUAUGGAGCACCAAUUGAUCGCACAGUUGGAGCAGAGCAAAUCUGUGAGCUAAUGCUAUUGGCCGAUCGUUAUUCCAUUGACGAUUUAAAGGAACUAUGUGAGAAUACACUCAACUCACUUAUCGAUGAGGAUUCAGUUGUCUGUCUAUUGGGAAUUGCGGAUCGUUAUAUGGCAAUUGCUUUGAAAUCAAACUGCUUGUCCUUUCUCUCCCAGCAUGCUCAGUUAACAAAAUGUGAAAUAUUCAAGGAAUUGCCGCAAACCCUUCAGCUUGAGGUGAUGGACCUUAUACAUUGGUUUGGCCGCGUCUCUGAACCCUGGAACGAUCGCGGCUUCAAGCCACGCAGCAGUUCCCGGCAUAGUUUGAAGAGCCCCUCGAAGCCAAGAUCACGUUCUCGCAAAUCUUCACCAUCCUAUAUGUGACGCCGGCAGAGCGCCAGUGAACAAACAGUAAAUAAUACAAAUAAUUCCAAUCAAUUUUUGCGUUAAUUGGAAUAUUCCCCGACAAAAGAAUUCUUCUUCAUUUACCAGAAAGAAUUAGUUAAUUAGUUAGUCACGUAAAAUCAAGUCAAGUCAUGGCAGGGCCUAAAAAAGCACAAAUUCUACAAAAAAAAACAAAAACAAAAAUCCUGAUAGAAUGUUUGCCAAGUUAUACACAGGUAGAAGGACAACAAAUCCAAUCAUGCUUAUUAAUAAUUUCAUUUCAAAAUCAAACAUUUAUUUAAGUAAGUUGUAGUAUUCAAAUGUUUACAGGGAAUGAAACUGCAGAUAUAUGUAC